UUACUUGUCUGUGGAAAGAAAAUUUGCAGUUCAAAAUCCAACCACCACCACACCUUUUGACUCGUUGGCAACCACUCACUGAUUCUAAUUUCUAUCUAUACACGCAAGGGUAGCUCUCUGUUUUUCACUGAUUCAUAUCGAAAUUAAUUAGCUUCAUUUGCGAGGAAAGAGAUGGAACCAAUAUCAACUGGAUCUGAUGCUGAUGGGAGAAUCAAGUGUUUGCUAGAUUUAGUUGAAUGGUACAAGAACAACUUCAAUCCUGAAAAUGGUGGAAUUCUCGAUGAAACCAUAACAUACCUUCAAACUCUUCAACGACAAGAACAGGAACUGAAAUGUUUACUACAACCGGAAGGAGCAGAUCUACAACGUGGGCAGGUGAUUGAAUCUUUAGCACCGCAGGGAGACGCAUUUGAAUCUAAUCCCCAUGUCAAUGAACAAGAAAUAACUCAAUUAAGAGAACAAAAUAUCAACUUUAAACCUGUUCCAAAUCAAGGGAUUAAUAUGGGGGUGAACAAAAAGCGAAAAUUGAGGUCAGAUGUUUGGAAUGACUUUAUAAGGUAUGAAAAUGAAGAUAAAGAGAUUAAGGCUCGAUGUCAACACUGUAUGAAAGAUUUUAAUGGGUCAAGUAAGAGUGGAACUACACACCUCAGAAAUCAUCUAAGAAGUUGUUUAAAAAAUCAAAAUAGAGUAACAGAUAAAAUGAAAAUGUUGAGUGUGAUUGAUCAAGAAUUGCUUGGCUCUAAUUUUGUGCAAAAAAUCAUUGAACGAUUGGACAACAUAGAAGAUGAUAUAUUUGAGAUUUAUACAGAAGAACAAAAGAAAUUGCAGAGAUAUUUAGAUAAACUUCCUGGUCGUUUUAAUGUAAUAAUUGAAGAGUCGGUAGACUUUGGUGUUGAGGUUGUGAUAAUUUGGUUUAUUGAUGAUAAAUGGAAAUUGAAAACGAGGAUUAUUCAUUUGAGGAAUUAUGAAGAAACCUUAAAUGAAGACUCUCUAAAGUGUUUGAUUCAAGAUUGGAACAUAGAUAAAAGAAUUUUGUCUAUGGAUGAUUACAGGGAGGAUCCAUCAGAAGAUAUGGUACCUCAGCUUACCAAUUGGCUUAAUGAAAGAGUUUCACUUCCUGUCAUCGGGAAUUAUGAGAGACAUCGUCAUUUAUUAUUUGAUUUUGAAUCGAAAGUAGAUAAUGUGGCGCGGGAAAGUGAUAUUAUGUCGGAACUGAGGAAACUCAGAGGCUACAGCAUGACAUCAUCAAACAAAGAUAAGUUUGACUUAGCGGUAAAACAAGUUGAGUCCAUGGGUAAAAAAGUGACUUCCAAAUAUGGUGAUGUUUAUUUUCUUUUCGAUUUCAAAUUGCUUGAUUGGGCAAUGGGAUAUAAAGAAGUAUUUUGUGAACUGAAGCGCACAGAUCCUGAUUUCACGUCUUCCAAUUUUGAUUGGGAUGACGCUACUUCACUGCACAGUUUUUGGGUAGUGCUUGAAGACAUAGAAAAUGAUAUUAAGAAACUGGGAGAUGAUUCUAAGUUGGCAAAUGAGUGUUUCCCUAUGGUUUAUCGCUUAUUUUCAAAAAUGCUACAGUUCAAAAAUACUGACAGUCAGUACUUUUGCCUUGCUGCAUUAUAUUGCAGAGAAAUUUUUGAUGAAUAUUGCAACAACUCUAAGUUGGUAAUUGUAAUCACAGUGAUUCUGGAUCCAAGAUUUAAACGAGAUAUUGUAGAGAAAUUCUACAAUGAAGUUUAUGAUAAUGAGGGAGACUUACACUUGAAGAAAAUCAUGGAUGAUGUUACAAAUAUUUACAAUGAAUAUGCAAGGGAUGUCAACAAUUCUUCCAUGGUCAUAGCAUAUGCAAAUGAGGCUGCUUCAUCAAAAUCAGAAUUCGAGUGCUAUUUGACAGAUUCCAAGGUUUCUCCCCGUGAAGACUUUGAUAUAUUGGAAUGGUGGCACUGCAAUUCUCUAACUUACCCAACUCUAGCUAUGAUAGCUCGGGAUUUCUUAUCCAUUCCUAUUGUUGGUGGUAUUCAUGGUGUUCGUUUUGAGGAUGGCUUUGCUGAUAUUUAUAAUAGUGAUUUGGCUGAUGACUAUAAAGAUACUUUGGCAUGUACAAAAGUUUGGUUGAAUGACCGUGAUUGUAUGUAAUGAACUUGUUGAAAUAAAAAUAUAUGUUUUAUUUUUGCCA
Molecule: messenger RNA, 2170 nt
Organism: Mangifera indica (mango)
Lineage: Eukaryota; Viridiplantae; Streptophyta; Magnoliopsida; Sapindales; Anacardiaceae
Product: zinc finger BED domain-containing protein RICESLEEPER 3-like
Exons: 4
Coding region: 172-2130 (652 amino acids)
Molecular function (GO): protein dimerization activity; DNA binding
Source: RefSeq, a predicted model, not a curated record